Messenger RNA from Tripterygium wilfordii, 3898 nucleotides. Its product is annotated as exportin-7. The record is from RefSeq and is a predicted model, not a curated record. Gene Ontology annotation, molecular function: small GTPase binding; nuclear export signal receptor activity. Lineage: Eukaryota; Viridiplantae; Streptophyta; Magnoliopsida; Celastrales; Celastraceae. The coding region runs from base 262 to 3423 and encodes 1053 amino acids. Gene Ontology annotation, biological process: protein export from nucleus. Gene Ontology annotation, cellular component: cytoplasm; nuclear pore. The transcript is spliced from 29 exons.
UGUAAACUUCUCUGAUAAAGGAAACUCGGAAAAACCCGUCACUCUCUCGCUCGCUUCAGUCUUCUCCAUGAUUCAUCUUUGCUCUUGAAAUCAGAACGCUCAGGCUCUAGUCGCCUUUGCUUGUAGAAUCCCAACUUCUUAGAUCUCUGAUUGAUUCAAGAUGUUUCUUUGCUCUGGAAGGCACUGUUCGUCUCCAUGUAAUGAUUGAAGCAAAUUCCAAUAAUUAGGGUUUUUGUUUUCAGAUUGGGGGUUCAGAAUUCAAUGGAGAGCCUGGCACAACUAGAGGCGUUGUGCGAAAGGCUCUACAAUUCACAAGACUCUGCGGAGCGAGUUCAUGCCGAGAGCACGCUGAAAUGCUUCUCCGCGAACACUGAAUACAUCCCUCAGUGCCAGUACAUUCUCGACCAUGCUACCACACCUUAUGCGUUGAUGCUUGCCAGCUCUAGUUUGUUGAAGCAAGUCACGGAGCAUACCCUCCCUUUACAGCUCCGUUUGGACAUCAGCAAUUACCUUAUCAAUUAUCUAGCCACCAGAGGACCCAAAUUGCCACCCUUUGUUACUGCAUCUAUAGUUCAGCUCUUGUCUCGGGUUACAAAGUUUGGUUGGUUCGAUGAUGAUAGAUUCCGAGACAUAGUCAAGGAGUCUACCAACUUCUUGAGUCAGUCAACUUCAGAUCACUAUGCCAUUGGUCUGAAGAUAUUGAAUCAACUUGUCUCUGAGAUGAAUCAGCCUAAUCCAGGGUUGCCUUCAACACAUCAUCGAAAGGUUGCCUGUAACUUUCGGGAUCAGUCCCUUUAUCAGAUAUUCAAAAUAUCUUUGACAUCAUUGUGUCAACUGAAGAAUGAUGUUGCAAGUCAACUGCAAGAGUUGGCCCUCUCUCUUUCUCUCAAAUGUCUAUCCUUUGAUUUCGUUGGGACAUCUAUCGACGAAAGUUCUGAUGAGUUUGGUACUGUACAGAUCCCAACAUCUUGGAGAAACGUUUUGGAAGAUCCUUCAACACUCCAAAUAUUUUUUGAUUAUUAUGCCCUGCAGAAGGCCCCUCUCUCAAAGGAGGCGCUGGAGUGCUUGGUGCGACUAGCUUCUGUAAGACGUUCACUUUUUGCCAAUGAUGCUACGCGUUCCAAGUUUUUGGCCCAUUUGAUGACAGGAACCAAAGAAAUCCUACAAACAGAACAAGGUCUUGCUGAUCAUGAUAAUUACCAUGAGUAUUGUCGUCUUCUCGGACGUUUCAGAGUGAAUUAUCAGCUCUCGGAGCUUGUGAACGUGGAAGGCUACAGUGAUUGGAUACAAUUAGUGGCAGAGUUCACAUUGAAGUCUUUGCUGUCCUGGCAGUGGGCGAGUAGCAGUGUAUACUACCUGUUGGGUCUAUGGUCUAGAUUGGUAACAUCUGUGCCAUACUUGAAGGGUGACGCUCCAAGUUUGCUGGAUGAAUUUGUACCUAAGAUCACUGAAGGUUUUAUUACAUCAAGACUUAACUCUGUACAGGAUGGAUUUCCCGAAGAUCUUUCUGAUAAUCCAUUGGACAAUGUUGAACUACUCCAGGAUCAGCUAGAUUGUUUUCCAUAUCUUUGCAGAUUCCAGUAUGAAAGCAGUGGGUUGUAUAUGAUAAACAUAAUGGAGCCUCUUCUGCAAGCAUACACGGAACGAGCACAUUUACAUAGCAGUGGCAACACUGAACAUAGUGUGAUUGAGGCCAAACUUGCUUGGAUUGUACAUAUUAUAGCUGCCAUUCUUAAAAUAAAGCAAUGCACUGGUUGUAGUGUCGAGUCACAGGAAAUGCUUGAUGCAGAACUCUCCGCUCGAGUUUUGCAGUUAAUACGUGUCACUGAUAGUGGACUACACAGCCAGAGAUACGGUGAACUGAGUAAGCAACGACUUGAUCGAGCAAUCCUCACCUUCUUUCAGAAUUUCCGAAAGUCUUAUGUUGGUGAUCAGGCUGUGCACUCAUCUAAUAAGCAGUUAUAUGUUCGGUUGUCAGAGCUUCUUGGAGUUCAUGAUCAGCUGUUACUGCUAAAUGUGAUUGUCGGGAAGAUUGCUACAAACUUGAAGUGUUACACGGAGAGUGAGGAGGUUAUCGAUCACACUUUAAGUUUGUUCUUGGAUCUGGCAACUGGGUAUAUGACUGGAAAGCUGCUUCUGAAGCUGGAUACAAUAAAAUUUAUCAUUGCAAAUCAUACUAGGGAGCAUUUUCCAUUUUUGGAACAAUAUAGAUGCUCUCGCAGCCGAACCACUCUCUACUAUACUAUUGGCUGGUUAUUGUUCACGGAGGAUAGCCCUGUGAAAUUCAAGUCUUCAAUGGAUCCUUUGUUGCAAGUUUUUGUUAGUUUGGAAUCAACACCUGAUUCAGUGUUUCGUACUGAUGCUGUAAAGCAUGCUUUAAUCGGUUUAAUGAGGGAUCUCAGAGGAAUUGCAAUGGCUACAAACAGUCGCAGGACUUAUGGGUUCUUAUUUGACUGGCUAUACCCUGCACGCAUGUCGCUACUCUUGAAAGGCAUCUCGCAUUGGACUGAUACCCCAGAGGUUACCACCCCUUUGUUGAAAUUCAUGGCUGAGUUUGUAUUAAACAAAGCCCAGCGCUUAACUUUUGACUCAUCUUCUCCUAAUGGCAUUCUUCUUUUCCGGGAAAUAAGCAAAUUGAUUGUGGCAUAUGGGACGAGGGUUUUAUCUCUUCCAAGUGCUGCUGAUAUAUAUGCCUAUAAGUACAAAGGAAUAUGGAUUUCAUUGACUAUUCUCUCAAGAGCACUUGCUGGAAAUUAUGUCAACUUUGGUGUGUUUGAGCUGUAUGGUGAUAGAGCACUCUCUGAUUCCCUUGACAUGGCCUUAAAGUUGACUCUAUCGAUUCCCUUGGCUGAUAUAUUAGCAUAUCGAAAGCUAAUGAAGGCCUACUUUGCAUUCUUAGAGGUACUAUUCAGCAGUCACAUCAAUUUCAUUCUGAAUUUGGAUACAAACACCUUUACACAUAUAGUUGGAUCGCUUGAAUCUGGUCUGAAGGGUUUGGAUACAAAUAUCUCAUCACAGUGUGCAUCUGCUGUUGAUAAUUUGGCUGCUUUCUAUUUCAACAACAUCACCAUGGGGGAGGCACCCACUUUACCAGCGGCAAUAAAUCUUACUCGACAUGUUGCAGAUUGCCCCAAUUUGUUUCCAGAGAUAUUGAAGACCUUAUUUGAGAUCAUAUUAUUUGAGGACUGUGGCAAUCAGUGGAGUCUUAGCAGGCCUAUGCUGAGCUUAAUUCUUAUUAAUGAGCAGUUGUUCUCUGAUUUGAAAGCUAAAAUUUUGGCUUCACAGCCGGUGGACCAACAUCAAGGGCUUUCCCUCUGUUUUGACAAAUUAAUGGCAGAUGUUACUUUAAGCCUAGAUCCGAAGAACAGGGACAAGUUCACCCAGAAUCUGACGGUUUUCAGGCAUGAAUUUCGUGUCAAAUAGCUCGUCUCUAUGUGCUGUUACAAUAUCUGUAACUGCAUAAGAUGUUCAUACAAAGAACUCCAAGCUCUGCAUGUCAGCUUUACGUGCCCGCAUUUCGUUAUGUAUAUUACGGACACUUUCCUGAAGGUGCAUGGAUUUUGGACAUGGGGGGUAUGGUGGUGGAUGAUUUUUUUGCUUGCAGGUAUUGCAUAGUGUUCUCAUCCCUGUAGAUCAAACUCUGUAGAACUAGAGGUGUCUAUAUACCUGAAGAAUUUACAAGGUCUCCAAAUUACUGGUAGACUCGACAGAUCAUUUUAGAAAAUUACCAAUUCUUUCUAGAUCUAAGAAAAUAUGUGAUCAGCUUUGUGUUCAGAUAAUCUUGGGUUGUAAGCAGUUCUGUAGAUCAACCAAUACAUGUUGAGAUAUUCUUUCUAUUUAUUGGUUAUGGUUGGGAAAGAAAAGAAAGGAAAUUCAAAGCGCUUCUCAUGUUUCUGCU